Messenger RNA from Temnothorax curvispinosus, 2293 nucleotides. RefSeq names its product microspherule protein 1 (gene Rcd5). Gene Ontology annotation, cellular component: NSL complex; Ino80 complex; MLL1 complex. The transcript has 6 exons. NCBI's taxonomy places the organism in Eukaryota, Metazoa, Arthropoda, Insecta, Hymenoptera, Formicidae. Gene Ontology annotation, molecular function: protein binding; G-quadruplex RNA binding. The coding region runs from base 259 to 1683 and encodes 474 amino acids. Gene Ontology annotation, biological process: positive regulation of transcription by RNA polymerase II. The record is from RefSeq and is a predicted model, not a curated record.
UCGAGUCGCACCUCGCACCUCGCGUGAUUCGCGUCUAUCCUUCUACGACUCACUUCGCGUCAACUGCCCGAGUGUGUUGUGUUGAUAUUACGGUGGUUGUUGAUAUUUUUUUUUUGAACACGAAUAGCUGCGUGGGUGUGACACAACGCGAUACAUCAGAACAGUGGUGAUUUGUUCGCGAGGAGGACCGAGGUCUGUCAGGCAGAAGUCACGUGGUGUUUCAUGGUUUCACGGUCUCCGCGUUCGCUUUGCUGAACGAUGGAUAUACCGACACCGACCAGCCUCAACCACACUGGACUCACGCACAGCGUGGACGGGUUUCUGAAUAUUCCCAUCGGAUCGUCGGCUCUGGACGCUUUAUCAACGGGGAAACGGAGAAGCUCCUCGCGAACGAUAAAACGCAAGAAGUUCGACGAUGAGGUGGUGGAGACGACGUUCAAUCUGCAACCGCCUGCCACGAGCGCCAAGUCGACGUCGAAAUCGCGAAUGAUUUCCGUAACCGCCGGUUGUUCUCCCAUGGACGUUCUCCCAACGCAGACCUUACCUACUCCGAUACCGAUACCGACCGCCUUGGUACAGUCGGACAGAGUCAAUCGCAGGCCCAGCAGGCCAAGCGGCUCGAAUCCUGGACGGAAGAAUAAGAAAAGUAAAAAUCAUUCUCACUCCAUCAACGCCACCAAAGAUCUCGGACGAUGGAAACCUGCCGACGACUUGGCGUUGAUCACUGGUGUGCAACAGACGAAUGAUUUGAGAAUGGUCCAUCGAGGCACAAAAUUUUCCUGUCGCUUCACAUUGCAGGAGAUACAGCAAAGAUGGUACGCAUUAUUAUACGAUAGCGCAGUUUCACGUGUAGCUGUGCAAGCUAUGCGUAAUUUGCAUCCUGAACUAAUAGCCAGUGUUCAAGCAAGAACUUUGUAUAGCAAAGCGGAGGAGGAGCUGUUAGGGACUAUUAAAUCGACCUCUCAACCAACAUUGGAAGUAUUUCAAGAAUUGCUUGAAGCAAAUGCACAUACGUUUUAUCCAGCAAGGACCGCAAAGGCGUUACACAGCCAUUGGCAGUUGAUGAAACAGUAUCACUUAUUACCAGAUCAGACGGUGCAAAGUUUACCACGAGGUGAACACGUAUUGAGCUUUUCGGACGCCGAAGAUAUGAUCAACGAUACCGAAUUGAUGGAACCGAAAGAUGAAUUGGUAGACGCCGAAUUGGCAACGGCGGACAGGAAGAACAAGAGAGAAAUUAAAGUAUUGGAAAACGAGCUUAGUAGAUGGCAGGUACUUGUCGACAGCGUAACAGGUGUCAAUCCACCAGAAUUUGAUAAUCAAACCUUAGCCAUUCUAAGGGGAAGACUCGUCCGAUAUCUCAUGAGAUCCAGAGAGAUAAGUGUAGGACGUUCUACAAAGGAUCAUACCGUCGACGUGGAUCUUGGUUUGGAAGGUCCAGCGUGGAAAGUUUCGCGUCGACAAGGUACCAUCCGUUUAAGGAAUAAUGGAGACUUCUUUUUGUCAUCCGAGGGAAAGCGACCGAUUUUUGUGGACAGCAGACCAAUCUUGGCUGGCAACAAAAUGAAAUUGAAUAACAAUAGUGUAAUUGAGAUUGCAGGACUGAGGUUCAUAUUUUUAAUAAACCAAGAACUCAUCUCUGUGAUACGACAAGAAGCUGUCAAAUUGAACUUAAAUCCUUGAGGGAUGUCAGAGAAAGAUGAGAGACAAUAUCGAGUGCCGUAGUUUAUAGCAAUUAGUUUAAUGCUUUUCUUACAGAACCUACUUUUUACAUUUGAGAAUAGCAAAUACAUAUUUUGCAGUGCAUAGAUUUUAACUCGCGUAUUAAGGUCCUCGCACAAUGGAAAAAUAUGAGAAACCGAUAUUAGCGAUUAGGAUUUCUUAGUUCUAUAUUUUUCGUUGUGCGGUAUCUUUUAUAAUUUACUUACCUACGAUAACUUUGAAAGCACUUUUUUUAUGCGAACAAAUUAUCUCUUUCAGAGUUUAUCAAUCGAACUCAAUGACGCAUUAUGUUCAUUUCAUAAUGUAUUGAAAAAAUUAUAAUUUAAUAAUUAUAAAUAGUAAUUUAGACAUGUAUACUCUUUGGAUAGGUAAUAGAUUCUUUAUUUUUGUGCAGAUAAUGUCUCCUAAAUCCGCUCAUAUACUCAACAUUAUAUUAGGCUACGAGCAUCUUUGUCUAGGCUUAAAAGCAAUAAUGCGCAUUGAAGUUGUACAUAAACUUUUAAUAUAAAUUGUAAAUUAUUACGUAUACAGCCGUCUGUGUAAUAUCCCUGUAAUAAACGAAUGUGCAGAA